UCCAUUAACAUGUUACCCUGGGUGACGCCUCAGAUCGGUAUUGAGCGUAAGACGUCACCGAGUGUAUACCGACAGAAGCGGUGAUCUUGGAGCAACAUCAAGGCUUCAGAAGAAUUUCUAAAGAAGGCUGACGUUGGCAUGGAAACGUCUUGGCUGACACUGGUAUGGAAAGAACUUAGUAGACGUUGAACAUUUCUAGGCGACAACCAAACAUGAGAAAAAUAUCCUCUUUAACGCUCAGUUUUUAUGUGUUCUUCAAGAUAUGUGUCCACGCUUCUUAUGGACCACCGCGACUUUUACUGGAUGAUCGUACACUACAGAUAACAGUCCGUGCCGGCACUGAAGCUCACCUUCCAUGUCCGGUCACUACAAACGAAGACUUUCUAAAGGUCCACUGGUACAAAGACCAUGAACUUGUGGCUAGCGUCGGCGACCCUCGAUAUCAGGUGACAGAAAAAGGCUCGCUUGUCAUCCAACAGACUAGGCUGAAAGAUUCUGGAUCUUUCAUUUGUAAAGCAGCCAAUCAAAAUGAAGCUGUUCAGGUUCAAGUACAACUACUUGUAUUACGCUAUCCAGUUGACACGACGACAGUAUCACCAGUAGUUAUUCCUAAUAAAUGCAGAAAAUCAUCAGGUGCAGUUUCGGAUUCGGACGAUAGUAAAGACGCUCCUAUUUUGACCACCAAUAACCGUGAGGAAGAUAACAUCUUCCAGAGACCAGUGGGUAGUUCCGUUUUAUUUCGUUGUGUGGCUACGGGAAAGACAAAACCGGUGAUCACGUGGUUUAAGGAUGGCAAACAACUGGUCGAAGACAAUGUCAUUGUAGGUGAUUUACCAGACAAUUUUCGAAUCACACAAUGGUCUUUGAUAAUUGAGAACCUAAGAACAACAGACAGUGGAAAUUAUUCAUGUGUUAUUUGCAACAACCACGGAGCAGCAAAUGCCACUUUUGAUCUCCAAGUUGUUGAUCGAAUUCUCAACAAACCGGAGCUUGCGGGAAGUCAUCCAGUUAACACAACAGUAGAAUAUGGAAGAAAGGCUACUUUCCAAUGUCGUGUACGAAGUCAAGUGCUUCCACACAUCCAAUGGUUGAGACAGAUAAAGAAAAAAGACUCAGCUCUCCAAGACAACGUUAUCAAAGUGAAAGGAAAGUUUUAUCGGGUACUGAAGUCAGAUCACACCAUAGAACAGUCUAAAGGAAUAUUUCUGAACAAACUACACAUUUCAGAGGCUCGGGAAUCGGACUCUGGAAAUUACAUUUGUUUAGGAUCCACACCUAUUGGUUACAGCUUUAGAUCUGCUUUUCUGACAGUAGUACUACCACAACAAGAUCACACAGUUUACUGGUCCCAGAGGGUAGGAGACUGGCAGGACCAACCUAACUCCCUGUUGGUUACUUUACCCAUCAUCCUAGGUGUUUUAGUUGGUGUAGCUGUAACUCUGGCAGUUGUUUGCCAUCGCAGAAAAUUAGCAGCUUCAUUUCAGUAUCAGAAAGGAUUUGAAUCCCACAGUCUACAAACAGGAAGACAAGUUGGAGCAAGCAUUCUGGAAGUCAUUGUAGAGUCGCAUUUUGGUCAAACUAUUACAGGAAAGGGUAAAUCAAUGAAGAAAAACCUCAUUUUCCAGGAUGGUUCUUACGUGCCCCUAGACGAAGGAAAAAAAGAAAUUCUCGAAGAAAACCUGGAAUCAGUUGUGUCACCCGUAAGAUCAGAACUUGUAUUUAAUGGAGAGACUACAGAAUCUAAACUUUGCAAUGAUGGGCAGCAGACAACCUUCAGUUUGGCUUAUGACUUGGACCUCGUAAAAAAUAAUGUGUAAAAUUAAAUAUAAUUCUCGUUGUUCUAGGGCAAAAUGAUUAUGAUCCAUCAGCUCCUCUGUGUGUGAAAGGUUACUUAGAAAUCCAACUGAUAUUCCAGUUUAGGCCUAAUGAUGAGCCACUUAUUGAACAUUGAAAUAAAGAAAGUUUCGUGUUUUGACGCCAUUUUCAUAAAUACUGAAUUAUAUUAAACAUUUGGCUGGGAGACAGAUAAAACCAGCUAAGUAUUUAUUGCUAUUUUAAUGUUUAAUACAUAUUCGAAAUGUCAUUGUUCAAUAUUGUGUAACUAUAAAUCUGUAAUUAUAGCGCUUAAAUUUGGUCAACAGUGAUUUCUCAUUCUAAUUCUCAGAAUCUCAAUUAAUGAGUGUCGUUGAAAAAAUAAACAUGUAUAUAAUAAAGUGCUUAUUAUUUCUCCAAUGAAAUAAUACAGUGGCACUACCGCGGUGCAGGUUAGAAUUCAAUGUUACAUAUACAGGGUUCUUUAUAAUUAUAUAUCUAUUCCAAUAGUAAUUGUGGGUGGUAACUCUACUCACCAGCCUCCUAUGGGUUAUAGAUCCAGGAUAUAUCAAAUGGGCUUGACAAGCAGUAAUAUAACUUUUUUAAACGUCAAAGAUUUAUCUUAGAAAUAUUAACAAAAGAUUAAAACAUAUUAUUUGUUCUAUUGACCUGGAUAUAUAAUUACAGAAAACCUUUCACAUCGCUGCUUGCUGUAAAGAUUAGUCUGUCGGUUCUUUGUUGCCCAUUAUGUUAUUAUAAUGUUAGUGCUAGACUUAGUUACAUUAAUAGUUAACUAAAUACUAGCGUAAGUGAAAAUGCUAAAACAUGUAAUGCUGUGUGCAAAACAUUACCGAUACUUUUGUGACAUUGCUUAUAAUGAUUUAGUGUAUUAUUCCAAUAAGAUAUUUUUGUUUUGGGAAACUGUUAAUUUUGGAACAUAUGAAAAGGAGUAGCCUUUCAUACUUUUAUAAAAUAAUGAGCAAACUAUUUUAUAUUCUAGUGAAACUAAGUGUUAAACAGAAGUUGAACAGCUCAAAAAUGUUCUCCAUUUUUUUUUUUUUUUUACUUACAGGUCAUUUAAAGUGAGGAACUAUAAGUCAAUUCUUUCGAGUAACAAUAACCACAAAGUCUUGUGUACUUUUAACAAAAAUUUAUUUUUUUAUUUUUCAAUUAAUUUUUUUCAUUCAAUUAAACGUUCAAUUGAAUUGCAUUUUAAGGUUUCUAAUACUAACGGACUAUCAAACCCUUUGGGAACCAUAGAUUUAUAUAGCUAUAUUUAAACGGUCUGUGAAAGUUAGAGAUAUUCAAUCCUUAAAUUAAAUCUUUGAAGAAAAAUAAUUGUUACAUUUGCCAUAAUCUGGUUGGUUGCCACAGAAUAUUAUCCAAGUCAGGCUGAGGAAUUAUAGUUACUGUGAAAUAUCGAACUCGUACCUACAGUGCGAUGGAGCUCCUCUUAAACAAUCAUGUUUUUCAUCAUUUGCUAGAAUUUUGUAUGGGAACAACGCGUAGGGUAGACGAGAAUUUGAAUCUUAGCUUAAUAACUGUGCGGUAAUAACAUUAAUUGGCUAACAGAUACUUAGAAAUCUGCAAAUAACUGGAGGAUCGUAGAGUUAAUUGGUAAGACGAAAGUUUUAAGUGGCGAAAACAGAUAUGCAGCAGAAAAACACAAGUAUUCAUUAUGAGCACACGUAUCACGAUAAUAACUGAUUGAUAAACAAAAACAAUUUUUGAUAAUAAAAGUAUAAUGAAAGAAAACUGAGCUAAGACUUUAAGAUUAUAAAGCUGAAUACGCAAGUUUUGGUCAGCUGGCUUUAAGACAAGAGAAUACCUCAUAAGACGAGCCCAAAAUUCAUUAGCAAAGCUAUAGAUUUAUAGCUUGACCAAUGAGCUCAAGAGGUCAUAACUAUCAAUCGUACUAUAUCCCCAUUAAGUGUGUGGGACAAUUGUAUGAGGCAUGGACAUCAAAAGGUGAACAUCUUUUCUUGCGAGUAUCUAGAAGGAUAUCAAGACAAUGGUCGAUUGGUACUCACAAAAAAACUUCAUCCCUAGGAAAGCUUUUCACAUAUUUUUAACUGGUGUCCAUGUUCGCAUGAUACAAACUAAUUAUACAAAUAAAGUUUGUUUUGUCAGUGGGAACUUAAAAGUAACUUUAAUACAUUUGAAAUCUAUGAGAUGCUGGCUGAUAAAGCAACAGAAAUUACUGCUUUGAAUAGGAUUUGCUCCAUAUAAAAAAGUGGAUAAUUCUAUUUUAUUGGCUACAUGCAUGCAUGCAUACAUACAUACGUAUAUAUAUAAAUAUAUAUUUCAUUGAAGCUACAGAAAUCUCGAUAAAGAUAUUAGUACAAUACGUAAACAGUGUUUGUUCAUCUUAUCUUGUCGUGAUACCCGUUGGAAGAGAUUUGGUACAACAGCUCGUAUAUCACCGGUUUGUCUUAAAAACUUAAC
This is a messenger RNA of Limulus polyphemus (Atlantic horseshoe crab), 4257 nucleotides long. Its product is annotated as fibroblast growth factor receptor-like 1. The transcript is spliced from 9 exons. The record is from RefSeq and is a predicted model, not a curated record. The coding region runs from base 213 to 1817 and encodes 534 amino acids. Gene Ontology annotation, cellular component: plasma membrane. Gene Ontology annotation, molecular function: fibroblast growth factor receptor activity; fibroblast growth factor binding. NCBI's taxonomy places the organism in Eukaryota, Metazoa, Arthropoda, Merostomata, Xiphosura, Limulidae.